Neoarius graeffei (lesser salmon catfish) is the source of this 4854-nucleotide messenger RNA. It is a transcript of the gene erf, whose product is annotated as Ets2 repressor factor. Gene Ontology annotation, biological process: cell differentiation; regulation of transcription by RNA polymerase II. The record is from RefSeq and is a predicted model, not a curated record. The transcript has 5 exons. Gene Ontology annotation, cellular component: nucleus. The coding region runs from base 502 to 2331 and encodes 609 amino acids. NCBI's taxonomy places the organism in Eukaryota, Metazoa, Chordata, Actinopteri, Siluriformes, Ariidae. Gene Ontology annotation, molecular function: sequence-specific DNA binding; DNA-binding transcription factor activity, RNA polymerase II-specific.
ACGCUCAGAAACGGAGGGGGGAGAGAAAGAGAGGGCGACGGAUGAAAAGAGUGGAAAAAAAAAACAAAAACGAAGAGGGGGUGUUUAAAAAAAAAAAAAAAGAACAUUCACAGAAAAGCACUCAGACACUAUAGAGAAAUACAUAUUUUUCUAUCCGGACAUGAUGUGUAUUUGACCGUCAGAAUGACGUGGUGCAACUUCGCAACGCGACCAAACUAAUUAGUAAUUUAGUAAGUAGUGCUCAGGAGGCCACUGGCGCCCGGAGAGGCAGCACACACACACACAGAGAGAGAGAGACAACACCGUGGUGAACUUCUCUCUGUCUCCUCCUCGAGCAUGAGUGCAGCUCUCCUGGUGUAAAAACAGGCGAAAUCCAUGAGGAACAGCGGUGAAGUGGAGUAGAGAGGGUGGUGGAGGAGUGAAAAUAGCUAAAAGGGGUAGGGAAAAGUUAGCGAGGAGUUUGUUUGCAGACUGGUUAACAAAUCCCGGCUCAGGGAGAGGAUGAAGACCCCGGGGGACUCGGGGUUUGCCUUCCCGGAAUGGGCGUACAAGCCAGAGUCGAGCCCGGGCUCCAGACAGAUCCAGCUCUGGCAUUUCAUCCUGGAGCUGCUCAGGAAGGAGGAGUACCAUGAUGUCAUUGCCUGGCAGGGUGACUACGGUGAGUUUGUCAUCAAGGACCCGGAUGAAGUGGCUCGACUAUGGGGUGCCCGCAAGUGCAAACCUCAGAUGAAUUACGACAAGCUCAGCCGAGCACUCAGAUACUACUACAAUAAAAGGAUCCUGCACAAAACUAAAGGAAAAAGGUUCACCUACAAGUUUAAUUUCAACAAGCUUGUGCUAGUCAACUACCCGUUCAUUGACAUGGGGUCUGCAGGUUCAAGCGUACCCCAGAGUGCUCCUCCUGUUCCAUCAGGUGUUGGAACCCACUUUCGUUUUCCUCCUUCUACUCCAUCUGAUGUUCUGUCCCCGAACGGUGAAGAGCUACGCAGUCCUGGUGUGUUUGCCAGUGUGGCACGGCGGGCAGCACGGGGGUCUGUCUCCGACUGCAGUGACGGCACCUCUGUAGCCUCGGAGCUGGAGGAGGUGGGCAUCGCUGCCAGUGACGAGCGCCCAGCAGAGCGAGCCUUCAGAUCUCUGUUCUUGCCACACCAUCCUCGGCUCACUCACGACUCUCUGUUCCGCAUAUAUGGUGUUCCUGCCCCGUUACCCUUCCCAGCCUCACCUGUGCCUGGUGGCCCCCUACUGCCCCCACAGCUCUCGCCUGCACUGUCCAUGACUUCUACACCAACCUCACACCUGCCGUAUACACCCUCACCCUCGCUGGCAUCCCCCAUGCUUGGUUCACGCUUCUCCUUCAGCCCUGAAGACAUGAAGCGCUAUCUACAAGCACAUGCUCAGAGUGUCUACAACUAUCACCUCAGUCCACGUGCCUUCCCACACUAUCCUAGCAUUGUUGUGCCCCAACCACAACGUCCUGAUAAGGGCCUGGCGGGGCCAGCAGCAGGUGCACACUUCACCGCUCAUUCACUGCACCUCCCGCAGCCUGAAGAGCCACACCCCUCACCCUUUAAAUUCAAACUUCAGCCACCACCGCUGGGUCGAAAACAUCGGGAUGGCCCGCCCCUCUCAGCACCAGGACACCUCCCUUCUGGUACUUCCUCCACAGGCUUGUUUGUGGGUGAAUGUGGCUCUGCAACAGGGCAGGGUUCCAAUUCUGUACCAUCUGAACUGGCCAACAGUGGUACCGGAGGGCCACCAAAGAUCAAGGUUGAACCUGUCUCAGACAUAGAAUCUGAGGAAGAAGUAGAGGUCACUGAUAUAAGUGAAGAUGAUAACUGUGACGUCUUUGCCCCAUCACACUGCAAUGGAGGGCCUGCCCUUCUGCCCUGCCCUGAUGGGAUCAUAGACAAUGAGGAAGAUGAUCUUGAGGAAGACGUCUUUAAAACCCCAGCUGCACCCCCUUCUAGCACCAUUAGUGGCAUUACCAUUGGGGUUGGCAUGACUUUGCCAGGCCUCAAAGCUGAACCUAGAGAGGGAAGUCCCAGCAGCCCCAGUGGCACCCAGUGCAUCCCACUGAAACUACGCUUCAAGCGCCGCUGGAGUGAGGACCAGCGAAUGGAGGCAGAAGCCGAGGAGGCUGAAGACAAAAAGAGCCGUGCUGAAAAGGAGGAACCCUUAGCCCGAGAAGCACAACCACAAAGGAUGCAGCCAAGUGAUGAGGGAAGGAGCCCUGUGAACUUGGCUGCACCCCUGUGCACAGGCCAGAGGAGAGUGAGCUCUGAGCUUCAGAAAGCAACAGCACAGCUGUCUUUAGAAAACAAUGGGUGCUGAGGGGAAAAUUGUAUAUACUGUCGCAUGCAAGACCAUACGCACCAAGCUGUGCUCUUAGCUAUUGGCUGUGGAUACAGACAUUCAGAACCAUUGGCUGAAAGAAUAAAUCUACAUGCAGUAACUCUCCAGCUGUUUUUCAUACCUGAAUACCUGACACAUGUACACAGAAUCACAGCUUUACUCACGUCAUGGUGCUGAGACACUACAAAUGUCUGAUACUGACUGCUCCUCCUCCUGCAGGAUGACGUGAACAGUCCUGUGCUCGCAGCUGGCUUGGUCUGCUCCAUUUCUUAGUCACUCAAUCCUAUCAAAUUUACAUGUAUAAACUGACCGUGACACACUAUAAUGGAUAUGUCUUUUCCUUGGAACUCCUUAGAGACUCUGCUAUUUGCAUUAAAGGGAGGCGCAUCAAUGCUUUUCAUGCCCAGUUUAACAGUUAAUGAAGUGCCUGAAACAGUGUUCAAUGCACUCUGCUAUACAGAACAAGAAAAGGAGAGGUGGCAACCUUCCAAACCCAUACUGAGAAAUGUUUCUCAUCUCUGGGCUGUAGUGCUUAUGACAAAUUAGAUAAGGAAAGUCAGUCAUUCAAUGGUGACUUUUUAUCCUCCCAGACAUUAAAUUAAGAACAGUCUUCUGUCAAUGUGACUUUCUUAAACAAAACUCAGGUCCUUUGAGGGACGUUUGCCGAACAUGUUGGCCUUUUGUUGAACAGCGUUGCCUUUUGCCCCCAAAACAGUACCACCUCAAAUUCUCCGCCUUCACACCUUGAUGCUACAUGCUAACUGCUAAACACUGCCUUAUAACACACUUGGGGUCCAAAAAAGUGUUUCAGAGGCAUAGCAGAGCACCUCUUUCCCAUCCUAUUCACUCAGCCUCGUUAGUUAAAGGGACCACUCGACCUUCUGCUGAUGUCUCCACAUGUAUAUUCAUCCCUGAUGCAGGAUAAAUUUUAGUGCAUCUCUCCUCUUUAAAGCUUGGCAUUAAUCCCCGCAACCAAGUAUGAUUUGUAAAUAAUGACUGUUUCUCCCCUUUUAGUCAGUUUUAACCCUGACAGAGACAGUAGUGUACACUGAGCGGUUAUUCUUACAGCUGAGGAUAGGGAAUAGAAGGCUGUAAUGUGUUUGUUCUUCAUACCGGUCUAAAGAGUUUCUGAAAAACAGCAAGUUUGUGAGCAAAAAUCUCAGGCAUACGUCAGCAAGAUCUAACCUCGGCUCUGCGGGUCCAUGAAGCCUUUUACAAAAAUAAUUUUAAAAAGAGAUUGUGCCUUUUUCUAUACAAACACAUUUGCGUUGCAAUUCUUUAAAAAAAAAAAAUUCUCCCACAUUCAAACAGAAAAAUGUGAUCUCAGACUGCUGUAAUGUCCUGGACUUUUUUUUUUUAAAGCAGAAAGAAAAUCAAAAUAAAAGCCCAUAUAUUGCAUAUGUUUAUCUAUAUUUAUAUAUUUGAUACAGAUGAUCUAUAUUCAAAACUUGGAAUAGUUUUGGUAAUUAUAUUUUUCAAGAUAAUAAUUUUUAAAAUACGCAUUACGCAACCUCAACUAUGUAAUUAGAAGGAUUCUACAUUUCCUUUCUGGGAAUGGAUUAGGGUUUAUUAAGUGUUAUUAAAGAAAAGACAAAGUGAUUUGUACCUUAAGCAUUGAUGUUUCAUGAUGAUGGAUCACACACAAGUGCAGAAUGCAAGGUGAAGGCAGGGAUCGUUCAUGCAAGUUGAAUUGAAUUGUCGCUUCCCGGCCAACUCAGAACCUUCAUUAAUGAUGACGGAGAUCAUGAAGGAGUGACCAUUGAUGUUAAAUGCUACACCCGUAAGCAUUGGAACAAACAAGGCAUGUUUUAAAAUGUGUAUCAUCCCCUCCCCCAUUGCGGAGUACAUAUUGUAAGCAGUUUUAUGGCAGUGCAAAACUUUGCCACAGUUUUCCUCCUUUUCCUUUUAUCUCUAUUUUAGAUUCAUCAGUGCUGCUGCAUUACACCAGCUCUAUCUGACAGCUGCCUUACUUAUUCAUACUUGUUUAAAAAAAAAAAGCAUAUAUUUUUCAUAUCUUCAGUAUAGAUAUUGCUGUUAUACCUGUUCAUGUCAUCAUUUAUUUUUAAACAGAUAUAUUUCUUGAAAGAUUAGCUUCUUAAAAGUGCAACAAAGUGUAUUCCAUAAUACAGACCCAGUUCUUGCUUUGUUUGCUGGUUUUAAUCACCAAAAACCAGGUAAAGGGGAGGGGUAACAUUAUGAUGUCUCACUAUAUAUAUAUAUAUAUAUAUAUAUAUAUAUAUAUAUAUAUAUAUAUAUAUAUAUAUAUAUAUAUAUAAAAAGUGUACAUAUUUUUGCAUUUUGGUUAGAUGUAGAGCAAUGAAUUUGUGUACAAGGUGUCUUUUUUUUUUUUUUUUUUCUGUACAUGGAUUAAUCUUUCUCUCACGCUUAUACUCUCAGCAGUUAUGUGUAACACUCUAAAGAAGAUAUGUAACUUGAUAUCAUGUAUUCUAGUGUCUCCUUUUUAAAACUGUAAUCAGGGUUUAUUAAAACAGGUAAACCUGA